AUGGUUGGUCUCGUGGCAGACCUAGACGCACAAUCCCGACACUAUAUGUCGGGCUCGCAUGAACUGGUUCAGCCGGCGGACCGCUGCCUAUUUGCAGAGUGCCCGAUUCCCGACUUCACCCGCUGGAAGGACCCUUAUUUUUACUAUCUGCAAAAUCUCAUCAGCAGACAGAUACUGCUUGUCUCCUGUACCAUGUAUGAUCGUGCACCCAAGGAUCCCUAG
Penicillium lagena is the source of this 222-nucleotide messenger RNA. RefSeq lists its product as uncharacterized. NCBI's taxonomy places the organism in Eukaryota, Fungi, Ascomycota, Eurotiomycetes, Eurotiales, Aspergillaceae. The record is from RefSeq and is a predicted model, not a curated record. The transcript has a single exon. Bases 1 to 222 code for a protein of 73 amino acids.